AGCCUAUCUUUAUAUCCUACUCACCGCCUGAUGGCUGCGACUGCGGUUAAUCUGCCAAGUGCCGAGGCGGGUGCCGAGGAUGUCAAUCUCCUGUCGGCUACUGUGGUGGCGGGCCUGAAAAAUCUUGGAACAAUUAUCUCGCCAGCUCUUACCAAGACACUGAUUGCCAAUUCCAUGAAACUGACACUCCAUCCAGAUGCAACCAUAGCGCCUGUGCCGGAGAUUUAUGCCUCAAAUGCCGCCUGUGCGAAGCAAAGCGAGUAUGGGGUAGUCACUCUAUACGCCGUGGCCACCAAGCAUGGCUGGGAUGGCCUUGCGCUGCGCCAGCAACUGGAGAACCUCUCGAUCCACAGCAUGGCAGUCGACGAGCUAACCCGUGUCUUCGAGGACAACCGCAAGGACCUGAUUCUCCGACAGCUGCAGUUGGGCCACAACUUCCCCCACAUUACGGACGUCCAGUGGCGCAUUGUGUCCGACGUGAAGUCCUCCACCUCCGACAGCAGCACUGGUGUGGCCAACUUCUAUAUCAAUCUGGGCCACUUCCGGCAGAGCAGUGGCGAGCGGAUCACAGUGGUGGAGUUUGUUUGCAACGCGGAGGAACUGCAAUCUCUGAUCAAUCGGCUGAAGGAGAUCGAAAGGCACUGUGCCCAGAUGGCGGUGGCCUAGGCAUUUGUAUUUUAUUUCUAUACUAAUUUUUACACCCCUAGGAUCAAUAAAUUCGCAAUAGAACUGGAA
Molecule: messenger RNA, 735 nt
Organism: Drosophila ananassae
Lineage: Eukaryota; Metazoa; Arthropoda; Insecta; Diptera; Drosophilidae
Product: COMM domain-containing protein 3
Exons: 2
Coding region: 31-666 (211 amino acids)
Biological process (GO): sodium ion transport
Source: RefSeq, a predicted model, not a curated record